This is a messenger RNA of Suillus paluster, 1716 nucleotides long. RefSeq lists its product as uncharacterized. NCBI's taxonomy places the organism in Eukaryota, Fungi, Basidiomycota, Agaricomycetes, Boletales, Suillaceae. The transcript is spliced from 13 exons. The record is from RefSeq and is a predicted model, not a curated record. Bases 1 to 1716 code for a protein of 571 amino acids.
AUGUCUUGGGGACGUUCAGCUAAGGGUGGCCGGGUUGAACGAACUCAUUUUUUACCCUCCAUCAGCAAUGGCCCACUGUUGUGGCUUCAUACAGGAGAGAUCACUACUGAUGGUUGCACACAACUGCACACUCACUAUGUGCCUGCUCCCUCCCUCCUCGCCUUCGACUCCCCGAAUGUUGGCUCUGAUGAAGGCAUGCUCUUUGGCAGCAACUGGGAUGAAUCCCCCCUGGAAGAGGACGGGCUGCAGGAUCUCAUUGCAUGUGACAAACACAAACACACUGCUGCGAUGUUUUGCCAAGUGUGCAUGCUUCACAGUCACAUGAGUAAUCCUUUGCACAGGAUUGAUUGCACCACCCUGAAAAAAAUGGGUCUACAUGUGCAGCUAGGACACAAGCCAGCAACCACAUCGGAUCCUCACACUGCUGCAACAUUCACUCUACUGGAGCACUUCCACCUCCUGUCUUUCGAGAGCAAGGUUUUGGCCUAUGAAUUUUACCACUCACUGGCAAGACGAAACAACAAUGCGGGCCUGUUGCAAAUAAGGGAUCGCUACUCUGCAUUCAUGCGCAUGGUCCAUGAAUGGAGACAUCUCAGGCAGCUCCGUCGUGCAGGGAGAGGCCAUGAUCCUGCUGGUGCCAAGGCCACGACUGCAGUAUCAAGCGGAAGCAUAGGGCGGAUGGUCAGAAGGUGUUUGGAUGGAGUGGAGGACGGAUGGGGCGGAAGCGGAAGGGAUGAGUGUCGGGUGGAGCAGAUAUCAAUAUUGUCAGAGCAGAUGGAUCAGGGUCGGAUCAGGUAUAUGACACCUGGCAAAAAUAUACCGCAAGGCUGGCAGGAUGAGCUGUUAUCGGUUAGGUGGAAAUACGCACUGUUUAUUGUGAUCAAUGCCAACUUCCAACUGAAACACAAGGCAGUAUCUUCGGAUAAUAGAGAUCCCAGCCUCAACUCUGGGUGGGCGUAUUUCGUCAAGGAGGUGGCAUACAAGUCAUAUUUGGCCGAUCAAGCUGGUGCAAAGCAAGAUCACAGCACAUGCGUUAGUCAUAAUGCUGUCAAUAUGGCAGACACAAAGUCCUCGCAUGGCCUGGCACCCACAGGUGUUGGUGCAGUAGAUUGUGCCAGACAUGACAUGAAACUCGCCAAUGGUGUCAGAGACCUACAAAAGGGUGACAAAUACAUUAACAUGGACUACCUUGUGUUCUCGGCACUAUUGGCCUUCACAGUAACCAUGAUCAAUAUUUCCUAUGACAUUGCAUACAGUGAAGCUCCUGAGCGCGGAUGGUCAAAUAUAAACCAGGUCGCGACAAGCACAAAGGAGAUGGGUCCAGGAUCAUGUCGAGAUACACUCGACAAUCAUUUCAGGGAUUGGAAUUGGAAGAAGGUUAUGGCACUGGGAAUAGGCCGUACACUCUUGCGCAAGAUCACUGACACCAUUAAGUGGAAGAAGGAGCACAGGGAAGGACUGGCAGAGCUAGAAAGAACCAUUCAGCCAAUGCUCAUCCUUCAGUGGAGGAAAGAAGUUGAAGCUUGGGACGAGGACAACUCUCAACCUAAUCCGUUCAAGAGCCACUAUGCCUCUAUUACACAAGCUGCAGUUCAUCUACAGCUCACUGAGCUUGAAGCCCACAAACUUCAGGCUGGGAUGAACAUCUCCCUGCAUACCAACAUUUCUCCAAGCAGAUUAAUCACCACCGACAUCGAUCUACAAGACCAGCAGUGA